Bactrocera dorsalis (oriental fruit fly) is the source of this 1093-nucleotide messenger RNA. It is a transcript of the gene Cpr66Cb, whose product is annotated as adult-specific cuticular protein ACP-20. Gene Ontology annotation, cellular component: extracellular matrix. Bases 122 to 565 code for a protein of 147 amino acids. NCBI's taxonomy places the organism in Eukaryota, Metazoa, Arthropoda, Insecta, Diptera, Tephritidae. The record is from RefSeq and is a predicted model, not a curated record. The transcript has 4 exons.
ACAAAUUGUUUGCAAUAACAACAAAUAUCUAUAAAAUACCGUUUUGGUGUUAAAAUAGCAUAAUCUAAUAUAUAACUAAGCGCUUAAUAAAUAUUAAAAAUAAAAAACUAAUUCUUUCGAAAUGGCACUUAAGUAUUUGAUUUUCGCUUCUGCGCUCUGCCUCACCAUGGCUUCACCCAUAGGCCACUACUAUGAGGAACAAGGUGGCUAUGAGGAACUCGGCGGACAUGAACUUGGCGGUCAAGAGCUUGGUGGCCACGAUCUUCACCAAAUCGAACGCGUUUCGUUGGGCGAGGAACAUCACGGUUACGAGCACGAGGAAGAGCAUGUGGAUUACUAUGCUCCACCAAAAUACGCUUUCAAAUACGGCGUGAAUGACUUCCACACCGGAGAUGUGAAAUCGCAACAUGAAUCGCGCGAUGGUGACUCCGUUAAAGGCCAAUACUCCUUGGUUGAACCAGACGGCUCCAUCCGCACCGUGGACUACACAGCGGACAAACACAACGGCUUCAACGCUGUCGUGCACAAAACCUCACCGGUACACCACGAGGAAGGACAUUAUUAAGCAAAUUUGAAGGCAUAAACGAUUUAAAUGUAAUUGAAGCCAAGCUUAGCAACAGCGGCAGCAGCAGAAAUAUAGUACUUAGUUGUAAAUUCCAAACGUAUUAGCUAAAUUAUAAAAUGACUGGAAAGUUGAAAGGGAACACACAACAAACAAGCUGAGAUUACUUAAUAUACACAACUAGAUUUUCAUUACUCAAUCACAAAAUAUUCACUUCAACUGCCAUCUAAGAAAAUUUUGACUGUCUACGGUAGAAUUUUAGUUUUUUCUCAUAUGGACUUUAGCGUAUAUGUCUUUACUUUAUAUAUGUAUAUGUAUAAAUAUGAUUUCUUUUUAACGAGUUGGAGACACUGUGAUAGCGUUAAUAUUCUAACUCAUUCGACUGUUCAUUACUCUAACCAUUUGCCAUUCGCCAUUAGCACUAUUAUCACCUCUAUGUAUGUAUAUAUGUUUGUAUGUAAUUUUAAAUCUACUUUAUUUUCAAACUGUAAUUAGUCACUAUCUUUUAUUAAACGGUACUUUAACUAUGAA